Molecule: messenger RNA, 917 nt
Organism: Procambarus clarkii (red swamp crayfish)
Lineage: Eukaryota; Metazoa; Arthropoda; Malacostraca; Decapoda; Cambaridae
Product: peritrophin-1-like
Cellular component (GO): extracellular region
Molecular function (GO): chitin binding
Source: RefSeq, a predicted model, not a curated record
UACACCUGCACCCAGAGGACACCUGCACCCCCACUACUGCACACCUGUUUGUCUUUCUCACGUCAAGUGCCGAAAGAAACACAACAGAGCCCGGUAGUCCAGUAGUGUCUAGUGUCUUGUGUACAGCGUCAGGUGUCCAGGUCGUCCAACAUGAUCAAGCGCAGUCUUCUCAUCAUUACCCUGGCGGUGGUGUGCGCCGUUGGGAUUCUCCAGCAAGACGCCUGUCUCCCCGACUGUAAUGGGAAAAAUUCUGGUGACAAAGUACCUGAUCCCAAGAACUGCACCAACUAUUACAUCUGUUUUGAUGAUGAUAUUAAUUCGGAUCACCCUAUUCCCUGCCCAAGUGGCAAUUAUUUUGAUCCAAGUUCAUCUGCGUGUGCCCCUGGAUCUGCAGACGAUUGUGAAGCUGUCUGCAAUCCUUCAGAUUGCCUCUUCACCUGCAACGGCUCCUUCAGCUUAAUUAGUGAUCCAUUCGAUUGUGGUACAUUCUAUAUUUGUAUUGCUGGUCAACCAACAGAGACACUUCACUGUACCAUUGACGCGCCUUACUUCGACGGUGUAAACUGUGUCAAUAACAGAGAAGAGUGUUGCACAGUCUCGUGUGUUCCCUACUGUCAGCCAGGGAUCGUGCAGACCCCCGACCCCACAGACUGCACCAAGUACUACAUGUGCGUUGAAGAAGGAGCUGUGGACCCAAACUUACACUUUUCUUGUGGUAGCGGUGAACACUUUGACUACCAAAUUGGUCGAUGUGUCUCAGGUGCUUCUUGCACCAACUUGUGUCCUCCCACAAAUUAUUAAGUACAUUGCUGUCGGGAACUUGAAUAACUACCACAACCACAUCAAUAACUACCACAUUAACGACGACCACAUCAACAACCACCACAUCAACAACCACCACAUCAACAACCACCACA